AUGAGUGGUGCGCGUGACAUCGAAUUGGGGGCUAAUACAAACGAGCUGGUCACCGAGUUGCUAUGGGAUAUCAUAUACCUCACAGAGCACCAGUUCCUGCUGCCAUACUACCACGGUGAACACAAGAAGUUUCAAAAGAAGCUGGUGAAACGGGUAGGAAAUCACUUGAACAGCCUGGUUAACAACUCAGCUUCAAAACCAACAGGCUCGAUGACUGUGAAUGUACGACAUGUAUGGAGAAAUGUGGGCGAUAGAUAUACGCUGCUCUAUUUACCACUUUACUUCAAAGAACUCAUAUGGUGUAAAGCCAAUGGUUCGAUAUUCCACGUGAUAAUACCGCAUACAAAGGAACAUGUAAUACAUGAGCACAAGGAAUGGUUACUCGCCAUACUGGAGAUGGCUGGGUACUGGAACUUAUCACACGUAAGGUUAUACUUACCUAGAGACGACCUCACGAAUAUACAAACGUUACUGAAAAAUCUACACUGGAUAGGUGCCAAUUUACUACCUAAUGAGAACAGAAACGAGUGUAAUGAAAAUGACGAUAUCACUUUAAGUGAUGAAACUUAUAUAAUACUAGAAUGCGAAUGUUAA
Messenger RNA from Nakaseomyces glabratus, 594 nucleotides. RefSeq names its product Oaz1p (gene OAZ1). The record is from RefSeq and is a predicted model, not a curated record. Lineage: Eukaryota; Fungi; Ascomycota; Saccharomycetes; Saccharomycetales; Saccharomycetaceae. Gene Ontology annotation, molecular function: ornithine decarboxylase inhibitor activity.